GAUCUUGCCCCUCGUUAGGGCCCUGGCCCGGGCAUCACCACUCCUGGGAAGCUCCCCAUCUCUCCUCGGUGCAGUGGCUCACAGCGCAUUCCUCAGGGUGUGUUUGAGUGCCAUCUACUACCAUUUGAAAUCAUCUCCCAAGACCUGCUGCCACCAGACCCUGCCAGUAGAGACCACCAGAGCAUCUCCUCCACCUUUACCAUCCUUCUGAGGAAGUUUACACCUUGUUCUAAUUAAUAGGUCUUGUUUUCUCGGCCGCGUUUGGCAUUGAAUCAUGGGGAGGAAGCUGGACCUGUCCAGUCUGACGGAUGAUGAAACCGAGCAUGUCCUCCAGGUGGUCCAGCGAGACUUCAAUCUUCGGAAAAAAGAAGAAGAACGGCUUAGCGAGAUGAAGCAGAAGCUGGACGAGGAGGGCAGCAAGUGCAGCAUCCUCUCCAAGCACCAGAAGUUCGUGGAGCACUGCUGCAUGCGCUGCUGCUCGCCCUUCACCUUCCUCGUCAACACCAAGCGCCGCUGCGGGGACUGCGCGUUCAACGUCUGCAAGAGCUGCUGCUCCUACCAGAAGCACGAGAAGGUCUGGAUCUGCUGCGUCUGCCAACAAGCCAGGCUCCUGCGAACCCAGUCUCUGGAAUGGUUCUACAAUAAUGUGAAGAGCCGCUUCAAGCGCUUUGGCAGCGCCAAGGUCCUGAAAAACCUGUACAGGAAGCACCGGCUGGAGAGCGGAGCAGGCUUCGACAUCCUGGGAGGAAGCUUUUUUGAGACAAACCUGGAGAAUGAAGGAAGUGUUUCAGGCAGUGAUUCAACAUUUUAUAGGCAAUCAGAAGGACACAGCAUGAUGGACACAUUGGCCGUUGCCUUACGUGUGGCCGAAGAGGCCAUCGAGGAGGCAAUUUCCAAAGCAGAAGCCUAUGGAGACAGCCUGGACAAGCAGAAUGAGGCCAGUUACUUGCGGGACCACAAGGAGGAGCUGACUGAGGAGCUGGCCACGACUAUCUUGCAGAAGAUCAUAAGAAAACAGAAGAGCAAAGGUGAGCAGCAAACGGAAGAAGAGCCAGAGUGGUCACAGCCCCAGAGCUGCAGUGCGAAGGCGGCCGACGAGGGGACCGCGGCCUCCCCCGGAGGCCACCCUCGGUCCCCGUCCGAGUUCUCACCCAUCGGAGAAGAUGCCCUACAGACCUGUUUGCUGGAGGCUGCGUCGAGGCAGCCGGGGAGCCUGGGCCAGCAGCCCAGGGAGGAGUCGGCGUGGCCCAGCUGGAGGAGCCUGGACAGUCCGGACCAGACAGACCGGGCCCCCGUUUUGCAGAGCCCCGAUGGGAACUGGGUGGCGCUGAAGGAUGGCGCUCUGCCCCCCGCCCGCCUGCUGGCCAAACCUAAGAGUGGCGCAUUCCAGGCCCUGGAGGCUGCCUCCAGCGUGGCCUCCGCCUACGAUGAGAUGGGCUCCGACAGCGAGGAGGACUUUGACUGGAGUGAGGCCUUGAGCACGCUAUGCCCACGGCCCCAGGAUCUGCCCAGGAACCCCCAGCCUCAGCCCACGCAGGCCCAAGGCUUGGACCAAGUCCCCCCCGCCAUCUCUGCUCCCUCCAGGCUUUCCCCCCACCUCGAGGCCACGUGCUCUGACUCAGAGACGUCCUCCACGGGCUCCUCCCGGGAAACAGGGCACCAUCGGGCCAGACUGUCCUGGCUGCAGAGGAAGGCUCCUAGGACCCCUGUCGCCGAAAAGAUGCACCUCCAGGGGGAGCUGGACGUGAACUUCAAUCCCCAGGCAGCCAGCAGGGAGACCUCGGACAGCAGCGAGCCUGAGGAGGCCCACCACGCGCCAGACCGGCGGGCCCGGAGGUGGAGAAGGGCCCGCGUGGGCUCAGAGGAUCCAAGCAAGGAGCUAUCUUCCCCCAACGCCCAUUCCCAGGAGCUGAACACCCACCAGGUGUUGGGUGACUUAUCAGAGACCGACCGUGGCAAUGAGACUCGGCACCCCCGGACCCGUGCCGACACCACGGAGGAGAAAGUGAGAAACAAGUUGUUCGAGUUGGCGAUGAAAAUGAGUGAGAAGGAGACGUCUUCGGGGGAGGAUCAGGAGUCCGAGCCCAAGACAGAGUCCGAGAAUCAGAAAGAAAGUCUCUCCUCUGAAGACAACAGCCAGAGCAUCCAGGAAGAGCUGAGGAAGAAGUAUUCUGCUGUUUCUCUCUGCAACAUCUCCACAGAAGUCCUGAAAGUCAUCAAUGCCACGGAGGAGUUGAUAGCAGAGUCGACAGGGCCCUGGGAGUUCCCACCUGGCCCUCCUGACAGAGAGAAGGGGACAUUUCCUCUUGGGACAGACCAAGUGAGACUGGAUGAGCAGCUGACCUCCCUGGAAGAAAACGUGUACCUGGCGGCAGGCACUGUGUACGGACUGGAAGGCCAGCUGAACGAGCUGGAGGAUGCCGCCCGCUGCAUCCACAGUGGCACUGAUGAGACCGAGCUGGCAGAUCUGGAGGACCAGGUGGCCACGGCUGCAGCCCAGGUCCACCAUGCUGAGCUCCAGAUUUCUGAUAUCGAGAGCCGGAUCUCAGCCCUGACCAUCGCCGGACUCAACAUAGCACCGUGUGUGCACCUCACCAGGAAGCGGGAGCAGAAGCAGAGGAACCAGGUGCAAACAAUAGACACAUCCAGACAGCUGAGGAGGAAACUGCCUGCCCCACCCGUGAGAGCUGAAAAAAUGGCGGUAUCUUCAGUGACCAACUCAAAAACAUUCAACCGCAACUUCAUUCUCCAAGGCUCCUCGACAAACAGGAAAAGCACCGCCAAGGACUUGAUGGAGCCCACCCUGGAAUCCGCUGUGAUGUAUUAGCGCCACGGAGCUCCACUGCCAGUGACCCACUGCCUCCGGCGUACACGACAGUGCCUUGACCCAACAGCCAUUGAAUACUAUAUGGAUCUCCACCUGAGGAGAGGGCCUGGGGAGCCACGGUGCACAGGGCUGUCCUGAUACCUCACCCAGAGAGCGGCCCCAGACAUCGGCAUGGCGGUCUCGCCCGCUCUCUGCCUUAGGCUCCCAGGAGAAGCCAGGACAGAAAACCGAGAUGCUGGCUUCCAACAGUAGAGUUCCACGUCCAAAAAUGCAUCAUGUCCCUGUCUGCUUUGCUACUGUAUGUUGUCUUUGUGAUCUUCUUUUUUUUUAAUCCUUUUGCUUCAACUAAAAUGACAUAUCAACAAUUUGUCCAAAGAAAA
Myotis lucifugus (little brown bat) is the source of this 3207-nucleotide messenger RNA. RefSeq names its product myosin VIIA and Rab interacting protein (gene MYRIP). Gene Ontology annotation, biological process: intracellular protein transport. NCBI's taxonomy places the organism in Eukaryota, Metazoa, Chordata, Mammalia, Chiroptera, Vespertilionidae. The record is from RefSeq and is a predicted model, not a curated record. Gene Ontology annotation, molecular function: actin binding; myosin binding; small GTPase binding. The coding region runs from base 275 to 2827 and encodes 850 amino acids. Gene Ontology annotation, cellular component: cortical actin cytoskeleton. The transcript is spliced from 18 exons.